AUGCCCCAGGCAACAUUGCACGACCUACCCAAGAAGGAUCUUCGUCUGGAAAAGCGACAAAAUUCACGUAUACACAAGUUUCUUCCAAAACAUACUUGUUUAACCAUCACGUACUUCAAACAGCUGAGGAAUCCAAUGGGUAUUCAAGCUAUUCCAUUCAAAGACCUAGUGGUCAAGUCGCAGGACACAACGCCUGUACACUUCUGUACGAUAGGACUGGAAAUGGGCACUGGGAAACUAUCAUUCCUGGCCCGGCAUGGCCAAGUGAUUUCUGUUUUGCUGGUGGGAUUAAUUGGCUUCCCUCCUCAGGUGUUACCAUAUCCUCAAAACGUAGAACCCUGGCACCCAUAUACGAAUACUGCCCAUUAUCACUCCGAUUAUACAUACCCAAAGACGUCUCCAUCAAAGAACACGUUUCUCCCUAAGCCACAGUACUGUCCAGAAACAGGGCGAACAGUUUGUCAAAAUAUUUCUUAUUACCCAGGUGACUACAUAUUUCACGUGGUGGCAGGCACGAAAGCAAAGCGUUUCAAUUUCACUUCAGUCUUCUUUGAUGAACGAAACGGGGACGCUGAACCGAAUACAAGUCUUCUUCCUGAUGAACCACCGGACCCUGAGGAACACGAACUUAAUGAGCAAAUGAGCCAUGACAACGCAAAGCCAACCCAUCCCCCUUGGAACUACUAUGGUCAUAACCAAGGGUAUGGUGACGGUUAUGCACCCUCACGUUCUCAUCCAUAUUACCGUCACAGGGGUCGUAGGCAAAGAGACGAAGAGCCACUGUGUGCAGUUAGAACAAUGUUCAUUCUUCCAGAAGCUGGCCUAACAGAUCGUUCACAGUGGAAGUUCGUAGUUAACGUACCCGACAGAGAUCCUCGAUUUAAACAAGUCAUCAGAGUCGAUGUCUGCAGUUCUCCAGAAGAAGCCUGUGCGAGUAAAAUUUCACUUCCACCGGGGUAUGAAAGUAAAUGUAAACAGAAAUACAGCAAGAAGUCACUCGUAACUUUGGACGGCGAUGGUCAAGGAACCAGUCAGGAUCAGGUCUUUGUUCCUACUUGCUGUGUAUGUCAGUUAAUAUUGACCACGCAGAACUAAGAACCUUACCAUUCAUAUUUUCAGCAGUUUCUCAAGCUUUUAUUUUUUCUAGCUCAUCGUUUUACAAGCCUGACGUUACCCUUGAUAAAAGUUACGAAAUCUUUGGGUUUACUGGUCGUUUUAGAUAAGAACUAGUCACUACGCUCUAGUAUUCCCUUUCUACGUCAGGACUAACUAACAGAAUAAAAAAUGUUGAACGCUCUCUAGGUAACUGCGUCAGCCGAUCAGCCAUUGUUAAGCUUUACGUUUUCUAAUAACAGACCUUAGACAGCAACCUGUAAUCUUCGAAUUUACUCAGAAAAUUAAGGAAAAACAAACUGAUUAUAUGUAACUGUUUCGAAGAUCAUACGGUUUGACCUUAGAAAUCAGGCAUUGUCUAGAACUUUUUAAAAGCAUUUUAAAGGUGAAUUUAAGUGAUUUGUAUUGCAUCAGUUUCUUUAGUUGCUCAGA
Messenger RNA from Limulus polyphemus (Atlantic horseshoe crab), 1545 nucleotides. RefSeq lists its product as uncharacterized. Gene Ontology annotation, cellular component: extracellular region. The record is from RefSeq and is a predicted model, not a curated record. NCBI's taxonomy places the organism in Eukaryota, Metazoa, Arthropoda, Merostomata, Xiphosura, Limulidae. The transcript has 5 exons. Bases 1 to 1095 code for a protein of 364 amino acids. Gene Ontology annotation, molecular function: growth factor activity; Toll binding. Gene Ontology annotation, biological process: innate immune response; central nervous system formation; regulation of Toll signaling pathway.